GAAAGAAGCUCGCCGGGAAUUAAAAUGUGUUGCUAUGUGUCGCUUUGUAUCAAGCCCUGGAGCCACUAAGCUCCACGCAGCUACCCAUUCACAUCCACGGACUGUGUGCCCUCUUCUUCUUCUUCUUCUUCUUCCACACGAAGCAGGACUCUGCUGUGCCACCACUACCUACUCUGGACUAUGCUCUGUCUCUAUGGUAACAGGCCUUAGGAAGAUCCAGAAAAACACUGAGCCAAGUUGAUCCCCAUACCUGAUCCUGGACACCAGGGAUGAAGAUUUGAAUUCAAACACAUUAUUGUGUUGAUGAUAAAACCAUAACAGUGACUUAGAUGAUAGUUUUUAGAGUACUUUGUGUGUCCUCUUGGGAUCACGGUGGUCCCUUAACAUCAGAGGUAUUUUCCUCUGAUGUAAGAGUAAAUGAUGCUGCAGAUAUCCUCAUUCUACAUUAGAAGAUUCUAAAUUUGGCCAUAAUAGUCCCAAACGGGUCUGAAAGGCAUCGUCACCCAGGACCAGGAUGCACCAGCUUUUUAGUCAGGUGCUGGGCCAGAGGGAUUUGUCACGAGCGGGAGACCUGUUUUCUCUGGAGGAUGCGGAGAUCGAAGACUGCCUGUCACAUGCUCUGGAUCAGAUCAAGUCGAUCUCCUGCUCACCGGAUUAUUUGACCAAUGAUAAUGACCAGGCUGUGGUCGAGAUUUGCAUAACACGCAUCACCACGGCCAUCAGGGAGACAGGCUCCAUCGAGCGGCACAGCACAGCCCUGGUGGGGCUUUGGGAGUCGUGUUUGGAACAUAACCUCACGCCUCAAGGUGACAACACCGAGGACACGCCGCACACCAAGAUAGCCUCGGACAUUACCAGCUGCAUCUUGCAGAAUUACAGUUGUCCAUCAGUUAUGGUGCUGGCUGUUCCGGUGGCGGUGCGUUUUCUGCAUCGAGGCAAUCGAGAACUGAGCAGGAACAUGUCCAGCUAUCUCUCACUGGCUGCUAUAGCCGAGAUCGAUCUGCUGGCUGAACAUACCGAGGCCAUAACCCUCAGUGUACUAGCAGGGAACGCCAUGCUGCUCCGUGUGCUUCCGUCAGUCUAUCCCAGACAACCUGAUGUCAUCCACUGUCACCUUGGUAAACUCACCGCUAUGAUGUCACAGUUGGAUUCUGCGGAACAACAACACCUGAUGAGAUUGCUUCAAAUGGUGGCAGAGCAGCAUCCAUUGAUGUUGAGCCCCCAGGUACCUGUCCUGGUCGGUUACAUCGGCAACAAGUCUCUGAUUGAGGCCAUAUUAAGCACUUUGGUGGACGUGUCUCAAGCCAGCCCCUCCUCGCUGGUCAGCUCUCUGCCAAAGCUCAGGACUGUGGGACAACAAUGGCCUGCUCUCUUGGGUCACGUGGCCAAAAUCCAUGGUGCUGUGGGCAUCAUCAGUGAGACACAUGCACACAGUUCUUUGGUCUACCUGGUGUCCCUUCUGGGCAACAUGGAGCACGCUUUUCACCACACGCUGCUGCUGGAGAUCCGAGCUCUGACAGACCGUUAUCCUUCUGUGCUCGGAGGCUACGGGAAAGACCUGUACCGGCUGAGCAACUCAUUCGCCGCCAUUGCCAAACUACUGGGGAGGCGCCUUGAGGAAAACACCACCACACGCUGCAGCGAAAAUGGAGUGGAGCCAUCGCCAUCAUCCGCUGCAUCCCUUCAAGGGGGAAGUAGGCGAGGGGGGUCUCAACAGCGGCAACAGGUGAAGGCUGGAGGUGAGAUGCAGGUGCAGGAGGACUCUCCGACCCCGCAGCGGAGAUAUAGCCUGAGCCAUGCAGUGAGGGAAGAGCAACGAGAGAUGAGAUUCAACAGGUCAAAGAGCUUGGCCCUUCACGCUGUGCGCUCACGAUCCAUCAACUCAGACGGCGGGGAGGAUGCAGAGGGAGUGGAUCUCGGUUCAGACAUCACCUUCACCAGUGUUUCACCCUGCCAGCAGAUAUCAGUAGAAUAUCAGGGAUUGACACUCCCCGAGAAGAAACUGACAGACAAUGUACCCGCAUCCGCCGCCAUUCCAGACAGAGUAGUCAAGGAGUCCGAGAGAGGUCAAAGCGGACAGAAGACCAAAGAGUCGGACGAGGUCAGGGUAGCUGACAGACUCUUUGUCCAUUUAAAAAACAAUAUGGAGAUGAUCCGAAAGUUCUGUAAAGACAUGGUGCAACACAUCCCCAUACCAGAUCAGUGUGUCAUAGAAGAAUCAAACCGAGGCUGUGUGGCCAAGCUGUCAUUCUCUUGUCCCUUGAAGGGCCACUACUGCCUGUAUGCCAAAUCCAGUUUUCACCUGAGCAGCUGCCAGCCUCAUCUUUGGAUACACAUCAUGCUGCUCCAUUUACAGAGUAAGUCCAACGUUCCUCUGUGCUCUGGAGAUGAAUGUGUCCAAAGAUUGGCAUCUCUUUGGGGGAAGACGCAGCUCAAAGGAGCUCACAGCUUCCACAUGGCAAUGACGCAACACGCCACCCCGCACAGAAAGGACCUGGACAGUCUACAGAUGCAACUGGAGGAGGUUCGCUUCUUUGACCUUUUUGGCUACAGUGAAGAAGAGGGAGGGUGGCUAUGCUUCAUGUGCAACAACCCAGAGAAGGCCACAGGUGUGAACCAGGAGGGUCAGCCUCUCAUUGAAGGCAAGCUUAAGGAGAAGCAGGUCCGAUGGAGGUUCAUCAAGCGGUGGAAGACUCGCUACUUCACUUUGGCAGGAAACCAGCUUCUAUUUCGGCGAGGCAAAUCGAAGGAUGAGUUGGACGACAUUCCCAUCGAACUGAGCAAAGUGCAAAGUGUCAAGGUGGUGACCAAAAAGCGGCGGGAUCGAGGCCUACCUCGAGCGUUCGAGAUCUUCACCGAUAAUAAAACAUACGUCCUGAAAGCCCAGGAUGAGAAGCAUGCCGAGGAGUGGCUGCAGUGUAUCAACGUGGCCGUGGCUCAAGCCAGGGAGAGGGAGAACAGAGAGGCUACAACGUACCUGUGAAGGCCACAUCUCACCUUUACUGGAUGCUGCGUUCAAUGUGUCACAUAAGGAUUCAUGACGACACAAUAAAAUGGCCUGCAAGGCAGCAUUGCAAGACCAAGAACAUUAUAGCCGAUCUCAAUUUUGUCCCCCAGAAAAAUCAACUUGAUGACACCCCCCCCCCCCCCAACCUGAAAACCUUUGGGAAAUUCUCUCAAACUUUUUGUAAGGUGUGUAAGUAACAGCGCAUUUCAGAAAAAGAACAUCAUACCAACAGUAAAAUACGGUGGUGGUAGUGUGAUGGUCUGCGACUGUUUUGCUCUUUCAGGACCUGGAGGACCAUGGAAUCAUGAAUUCUGCUGAAUUCUAACAAAAUAAUCCUGAAGGACAAUGUCCGGCCACCCUCGGGCAUCGCAAAAUUAGUGUCGCUCCUAAACCUGAGUUCAAUUCCACCCUCAGUGUGGAGUUUGAAUGUUCUCCCCAUGCAUGCGUGGGUUUUUUUCCGGGUACUCCGGUUUCUUCCCACAUUCCAAAAACAUGCUAGGUUAAUUGGCGACUCCAAAUUGUCCAUAGGUAUGAAUGAGUGUGAAUGGUUGUUUGUCUAUAUGUGCCCUGUGAUUGGCUGGCGACCAGUCCAGGGUGUACCCCGCCUCUCGCCUGAAGACAGACAGCUGGUGUGCUUCAUGUGACUGAAUGACAACAAUUCUGCAAAUAUGAGUGGGACAAAAUUCCUCUACAGCUCUGUAAGAGACUCAUUGCAAGUUAUUACAAACACUUGAUUGCAGUUGUUGCUGCUAAGUGUGGCCCAACUACUUUUUCACACAAAGCCAUGUAGGUUUGUUUUUUUCCCUCCUUUAGUAGUAAAACUGCAUUUUUUGUUCGGUUGUGUUGUCAUUGACUAUUAUUUAAAUUAGCUUGAUGAUCUGAAACAUUGAAGUGUGACAAGCAUGCAAAAAAAUUAUAAAAAAUUAUAGAAAAUGAGGACAAAUUAUGCAUAAAUGUGGAUUGUAUAUGUAGCCAUCAGACAAGAAUGUUUGAGUGUCAGAUCCUUGAACGCAAAGCAACUUAUCACAUUUCCCCAAAUGUCAAAAUAUCCCUUCAUAAUGAAUGUACGCACAUAUUUCUUUUAAUUGACUUUUGUUAUUCUUUGUAUUUGUUUCACAGUGGUCAUCUCAUGUUACGUCCACCAAGACCUCAUAGUCUAUUUUGGAAAUACCCAUGAGGGUCAGUGAAGUGGUCAGGUUUCUUUUCUUUUGCAAUCACUGUCUCGACUGUAAUCACAGUGGAGUUGAUACCGUUUGCACUUAUUUCUAAGAAAACACUAAAGUCAAUGAGACGUUUCUCCAUGUCGAUUCAAGACAACUGAUUGUGUCAUGAUCUCUGUGGAUUUUCACAUUUUCAAGUGCAUGAGGCUGACAUUUCAGAGGUGUUGUGUGUUUUUAUGGAUGUCACAAAGCAGCUUCUUGACUCUUAUUCAGCUCUUACCAAUACAAAUGAAAAGUAAUAAUAAAUAUUAGUAGUAGUAAUAAUAAAGAGUUUUUUCAAACAUUAGCUCAUUUGGUACCACUGGUUAUAACUGAAUACCUGACAGCAUUGUACAUUAACUAAGUAGAUAAACGUAAACUGAAUCGUUUUUUCUUACUUUGUAUAAGAGAGAACUAUUUAUUUUUUACAUGCAUUGCCAUGUUUUUGAUUUUACACUAUUGUUAAUGACUAUUCCAUAUGAAUGUUAUUGCAGAUGAUCCGCCAUUGUGUGUAUAUGUGUCUGUGCUGCAUG
Messenger RNA from Doryrhamphus excisus (bluestripe pipefish), 4739 nucleotides. It is a transcript of the gene veph1, whose product is annotated as ventricular zone expressed PH domain-containing 1. Gene Ontology annotation, cellular component: plasma membrane. Gene Ontology annotation, biological process: regulation of signal transduction. Lineage: Eukaryota; Metazoa; Chordata; Actinopteri; Syngnathiformes; Syngnathidae. Gene Ontology annotation, molecular function: phosphatidylinositol-5-phosphate binding. The record is from RefSeq and is a predicted model, not a curated record.